Messenger RNA from Triticum aestivum (bread wheat), 864 nucleotides. Its product is annotated as glutathione transferase GST 23. Gene Ontology annotation, molecular function: glutathione transferase activity. The record is from RefSeq and is a predicted model, not a curated record. Gene Ontology annotation, cellular component: cytoplasm. The transcript is spliced from 2 exons. Lineage: Eukaryota; Viridiplantae; Streptophyta; Magnoliopsida; Poales; Poaceae. The coding region runs from base 33 to 755 and encodes 240 amino acids. Gene Ontology annotation, biological process: glutathione metabolic process.
UACAUCCCGGCGAAAUAUUAGGCCGGCGGGGCAUGGAAGGCAGGAGCAAGGCCGCCGCGAUGCCGUCGGAGCCGGUGAGGCUCAUCAGCUGCUUCGCCAGCCCGGUGGUCCACCGCGCCGAGCUGGCCCUGCGCCUCAAGGGCGUCCCCUACCAGCUCAUCGAGGAGGACCUCAACAACAAGAGCGAGCUGCUGCUCACGCACAACCCCGUCCACAAGACCGUCCCCGUGCUCCUCCACGGCGACCGCUCCAUCCCGGAGUCGCUCGUCAUCGUCGAGUACGCCGACGAGGUCUUCUCCGGCCAGCCGCUCCUUCCCGUCGACCCCCUCGCCCGCGCCAACGCCCGCUUCUGGGCCCGCUUUCUGGACGAGGAGUGCAAGAAGCCGUUGUGGAUGGCGCUGUGGACAGACGGCGAGGCGCAGGCUGCGGCGGCGAGGGAGACCAAGGAGAAGCUGACGCUGCUGGAGGCGCAGCUGCCGGAGGGGAAGAGGUUCUUCGGCGGCGACGCCAUCGGCUUCCUCGACAUCGCCGUCGGCGGGGCGCUCGCGCACUGGAUGGGGGUGUUCGAGGAGAUGGCCGGGGUGCGGCUGCUCACCGAGGAGGACCACCCAGCGCUGUGGCGCUGGGCGAGGGAGUACAGGGCCGACGAGACCGUGCGGCAGUGCCUCCCGGACAGGGCCCGCGUGCUUGCGGCCUUGGCGGCGAGGAAGGAUCUGUAUGUUUCCAUUGCUAAGGCCAUGGUUGCACACAAGUAGCGUACUGGUCAACGCUGCCGAAAUCAGGCCUAUGUAUACAUGUCGAUGCAUAUCCGAUGUUCUUGGAAUAAAAAGAAGUGAAAAGUGCGUCCGCCGCCUCCUAUGUUCA